CUUCCCCCCUUAAAAUGCUCCUCCUCUCAUUGUCACUCUCCUCGUCCUCCUCCCUCUGCAUCCUCUUCUCUCGUGAGCGCACCUCAUCACUCUUUGCUUCUCUUCCCAUAUGGUAGAGUGAGGUAGUGGUGGAGGAAAUGGACUUAGGUGGGGUGGUGGGUAUGGAAGGUGUGGUGAGUGCUGCCUCUUCUGAGUUUGGUGGUCUCUUCUCCUCUCCCCCGGUCUCCUCUCACUCUGAACUCAAGCAAAGGGGGGUCUCUUGCUCAGGUGGGAGGUCUGGUGGCUUUGAGGAGAAUGAAUGGAGGUUCUCCAAGAUGGCCAGGACUGAGGCAAUGUUAGCACCAAGCAUCACCAGGGGAGCUGACCCCCUCCAUAGAUCCAACUCCCAUUCCCUCUUCCCUGAGGGGGGGCAAAUGCUCAGCUUCUCAUCAUCACCAUCCUCCAAGCCGGAUGCCUUGGCGCUCACCAGUGAUGGAACCUUGCCUUACUACCAUCACCCAUCAUCAUCUUCUUCUACACCUUCUUAUCUCAGGAAUGCAGGCUUGGGUUCUGGAUGCGUAAAUGUGAACAUGGAUGGGGUUUUUUUGUCAAGGGUGAGGGGGCCCUUCACUCCAUCCCAGUGGAUGGAGCUGGAGCAGCAGGCAUUGAUCUACAAGCACAUUGAUGCCAAUGUGCCCAUACCGCAUAGCUUGCUUAUUUCGAUCAGAAGAAGCCUCAAGCCUGGGUUUUCUCCCAUCUCAGCCGGAUCUUUUGGUUCCAGUGCAUUGGGAUGGGGAUCAUUUCAUCUGGGAUAUUCUGGAAAUGUUGAUUCAGAGCCUGGUAGAUGCCGUCGAACUGACGGAAAAAAAUGGCGGUGUUCGAGGGAUGCAGUUGCCGACCAGAAGUACUGUGAGCGACACAUGAACCGGGGCCGCCAUCGUUCAAGAAAGCAUGUGGAAGGCCAUACUGGCCAUGCCGCUAAAGCUAUCCCCAUCAUCCCUACUUCACAAUCAGCUUCAGCUGUUUCUGCUGGCAGAUCAUCUAGUAGCCUCACCAUUAUGCAGCAGCAGACAAAAAACUUGCAGUCGAAUGCAACUGAUCCUUGCCCUGCACAGCUCAACAGGAUGCUGAUAAGCAAAGAGAAUGUAAACGAUCAUGUGCAGGACUCUCAGGACCUCUCCACACUAAAUUCUAUGAACUCAAAACCUAUGAAUACCUUGUUUCCCAUCUCUAAACAACAAGAUCCCUUUGAAGUAGACUCAUCCCAAGGAGACUUUGGACACAUUACCACUGAAAUCAUUCUCAAUCCUUCAAGAAGCUCCACACAGAAGUUCAGCUUUAUACCUACUCCAAAACUCAGUGACCAACGACCCAAAUGCCAUCCUCUUCGGCAUUUUGUGGAUGACUGGCCUAAAAACCAGUCUGACCGCUCAACCAUCAUGUGGCCAGAUGUUGAGGAAAUGCAGUCUGACAGAACCCAACUCUCCAUUUCAAUCCCUAUGGCUUCCUCAGCCUUCUCAUCAUCAUCCUCUUCUCCUAACCAUGAAAAGCUUACACUUUCACCCCUUAAGUUAUCCCGGGAUUUCGAUCCCAUUCAUAUGGGUCUAGGAGUAGGAGGUGUUCUGAAUGAGGUGACCCAACGACAAGCAAGUUGGACACCUAUCUCCUGGGAGGCCUCCAUGGCUGGACCUCUAGGGGAAGCCUUGACCAAUGCAUCUAGCACUCCAAAGGACCAAAGCAAGAACUGCUCGUCAUCAUCUCUAAACCUCUUGACAGAUGGCUGGGAUUCGAGUCCUUGGUUGGAGUCAUCGCCAACAGGUGUCCUGCAGAAGACCAACUUUCGCUCGCUAUCCAGCAGCACUGGGAGCAGCCCCAGAGCAGAGAGUCACAAGACUCACAAUAGCACUGGCAGCUUGUGUGAUGACCUCCUUGGUUCAAACCUCUUAGAUCCCCCAAACAUCCCCUCACUGUAGGCUUCUGACUGAGAAACAAGGAGUACAAGAAGACAGCAACAAGAAGGAACUACUCAGAAGUGGACAGAGAAGGCUUGGGAAAAGGAAAUGCAACAGGGAUUGUUGAAAGUUAGUUUUAGUUUGAAGUUUGCAACCCAAGAACAUGAACCUUCUGGUUUUUUUGAGUUUGUUAAUUUGAUCCAUUCUGUUCUUUAUUUUUUCUUUCAUCUUUUUGUUCUGUUUUACUCUGUCCUGUCCAUAUACUUUAUGCAUGGUUUGUGAAAAAUCACUGUAGUUGUGCUGGGAAAUGCUUUGUGGCUUGUGCUUGUUCCGCAGCCAUGUGUGAGUGGGGGUGUUAAAUUUGGCAGGAUCAGACUUGAAAUGAACAUGACAUCUUGUUUAA
Molecule: messenger RNA, 2334 nt
Organism: Elaeis guineensis (African oil palm)
Lineage: Eukaryota; Viridiplantae; Streptophyta; Magnoliopsida; Arecales; Arecaceae
Product: growth-regulating factor 6
Biological process (GO): DNA-templated transcription; developmental process; regulation of DNA-templated transcription
Cellular component (GO): nucleus
Molecular function (GO): ATP binding
Source: RefSeq, a predicted model, not a curated record